UGCUGGACAAGGCUGAGGUAUUGGGCAUAAACUAAAAGCAAUCCGAGAGAUGCCCAAAUCUACUCCGGGUUCAGGUUCCAUCGCCAAAGGCAGCUUAGGAAUCAGCAAAGAAGGCAAAUACCAAGGCUACAUAUAUUUCUCCCAAGCCGACGGUACUGCUGCAACUGCCGAAUAUGCAAUCAGACUGCUUUAUUGCGGACUAUGUCGACGGGACUAGGAUGCGAGAGGGAGAGGAAAUCACCGACGCCUAUUAUAAUCGAAGAGAACACGGCAUCCAGACGUGUGAUGAUUGUGGGACCGAAAGAGAUGACUCGAUGAAGCAAACAAGGUCUUGCGUUGCGGUUUCGAGCCCUGACAAAGUCCCUCCGUCUAUUCUGACCAUAUCGCCAUCUGGUCAACACCAGGAAGGAAUAUCUUGCCUCUCCCCUAGCCGGGGUUUCGGUACAACAAGAUCGGGUUUUUUGGUCGGCGUCUCAUCUAUAUUUUUAUCGAGUCAGUCGCAUCAUUCGUCUCGAAUGGACGGACCAAUAUUGAAAUCUUCAUAUCCGAGCAUUGAAAGCAAUAUGGUUUUUCCAGACACAAGCUCGACGGUUCUUGGAGACAGCCUUGGAAGGAUUCAUCAUCUAUCGAUACGACAUCUUCGAGGUGCAACUGAAAUCAAUAAGACAAUCGAGAACAUCCCCGUUGCGAAAUAUAAACCACGAAAGAUGCAUGCAGAGAACAAGAACCGGGAUAGUAUCGUCCACCGCAUAGAAAGGGAAUGUUGUGGCUAUCCGUCAAAUAUUAUAUCCUUGGCUGGCCACGGAAGAAUGGUUGAAAGCUGUGAUAAAUCGUUCCCAAACCCGAUGAAAACGACCAUACCCACAAUGAUCGAAGGCUAUUCGGAUCAAGCCAUACACGGUAGGACCCAAUACACACUACCUAUCAGGUCUCCAUCCAAACCGCUUGGGUAUAUUGAUAACGUCUUGCCUUCCACUACGUGCCUGGACCAGGGCAAACAACGCAACGAGAGUCACCCUUCUAAUACAGGAAGGGCAGGCAUAUUGAAUGCUCUAAAUUCUAUCUCUCAAAGAUGUGAGAUUUCUCAGGGAUGUCAAAGCAAGUGUUGGUCUCCAGAUCCUCCAUGCAAGACUCUGCAAAGUAUAGGAGACAAAAUUCAUUUUGCGACCUCUUGGGAAGAAACCCCAUCUGAAUUUGCAUGCCUAGGAGAUGUAUCCUCGAAAUUUAAGAUCGCUGGGGCCAAAUACCGGCCAUCUGAGCCGCAGGCUGAAUCUCAUACGAGAUCAAGUCUCGAAGAUGGCCAGAGAAAGAUCGAACCGGCUGAUGUGGAUGAUUGUUCUGGAUGUGCUGGGAAACAUGACGACACAGGUUAUGAAAUAAAACUCGCGCUUCUUCGGCAACGCAAGAAGCGGCGUUUGAUGAUGAUGCGUUCUUGA
Messenger RNA from Penicilliopsis zonata CBS 506.65, 1436 nucleotides. RefSeq lists its product as hypothetical. The record is from RefSeq and is a predicted model, not a curated record. Bases 174 to 1436 code for a protein of 420 amino acids. The transcript is spliced from 3 exons. NCBI's taxonomy places the organism in Eukaryota, Fungi, Ascomycota, Eurotiomycetes, Eurotiales, Aspergillaceae.